This is a messenger RNA of Crotalus tigris (Tiger rattlesnake), 2308 nucleotides long. RefSeq names its product high affinity nerve growth factor receptor-like. Gene Ontology annotation, biological process: multicellular organism development; regulation of phosphatidylinositol 3-kinase/protein kinase B signal transduction; positive regulation of kinase activity. Gene Ontology annotation, molecular function: neurotrophin binding; ATP binding; transmembrane receptor protein tyrosine kinase activity. Lineage: Eukaryota; Metazoa; Chordata; Lepidosauria; Squamata; Viperidae. The record is from RefSeq and is a predicted model, not a curated record. The annotation marks the transcript as partial. The transcript has 3 exons. Gene Ontology annotation, cellular component: axon; membrane; signaling receptor complex.
UGGAGGGUGGUGGCCGGGGCCUCGACCGGCUCUGCCAGCCGGGCUUUGGGUCAGGGGAGAAAGUGGAGAACUGCUCUGGGAAAUGGCCCCGGACUCGCCCACCUGGGGGGGGAGGGGCCUCCUGCCCUCAGCUGCAAUCCUGCCAUUCCCACAUCCUUCCUGAGGCUGCCAGAGUUCAGGGGUGAGUUUGCAAAAAGAGAGAAGCCUGGACUUCCGCAGAGGACUGCCUCGUGGCUGGCAGAAAAUCCCAGGAAAGAGCAAAUUGAGAGCUCCAGGAUCAAAGCAGAGGAGGAUCUCAACCCCCUCCCCCCCCCGCCUUGCAGGUCACACGGGCCUGAUGCCAAGAUGCUGGACAACGGGAAUGGCCAGUCCUUUGGCCAGCUGACCCUGAGCGAAAUGCUGCAGAUCGCCACGCAGAUCGCCUCUGGCAUGGUCUAUCUGGCCUCCCAGCACUUCGUCCACCGGGACCUGGCCACCCGCAACUGCCUGGUGGGGCACGGCCUGGUGGUGAAAAUCGGGGACUUUGGCAUGUCGCGAGAUAUUUACAGCACCGACUACUAUCGGGUGGGCGGCCGUACCAUGCUCCCCAUCCGCUGGAUGCCCCCGGAGAGCAUCCUCUACCGCAAGUUCACCGCCGAGAGUGACAUCUGGAGCUUUGGGGUGGUCCUGUGGGAGAUCUUCACCUACGGGAAGCAGCCCUGGUACCAGCUCUCCAACACGGAGGCCAUUGAGUGCAUCACCCAGGGCCGGGAGCUGGAGAGGCCUCGGACCUGCCCCUCGGAGGUCUACGACAUCAUGCAGAGCUGCUGGCAGAGAGAGCCCCAGCAACGGCAGAGCAUUAAACACAUCCACAGCUGCUUGCAGACGCUGGUCAAGGCCCCUCCGGUGUACCUGGCUAUUCUCAGCUAAGGGGGAGGGGGAGAGGGGGCAGCGGCCCCAGCUUCUUCAUCCAUCCAUCCGUCCAACCAAGAAACUCAACCCACGCAAGACCUCUUUCCUGAACUGCCUGCCAGGGAAAACAACGUCGUCGGUUCCCUCUCGGAAAGGCAAACCGGUUUUUCGCCCUGCUUUGGGCAUUUCCCCACCUUGUGUAUAUAAAGGCUUGUUUAGGGGAAGAGACCCUGACCUGCUGGUGGAAGCCCAACCCUGCAGAUCUCAGUUCACCGGAGCUGUUCCUCUUUGGUCCUGGGCAGCUGCCAGGAGGACCCUGGAGGGAGGCCAGGCCAGGCCAGGCCAGGCCAGGCGGGAGAGCCACUCGGCCUUGUCCAGGGUGACGUAAACCUGUUUUUCCAUCUUCGGUGCUCAGAAGACGAUCCAAGUGACUCUCUCCAGAUGCCUGUUGUGGGAGGCAGACAAAGGUGGUGUCAGACUGGGCAGGAGGAGAAACAGCACUGCUUACACAUUCUUAUUUAGUCUCCUAAGAUGUAGAUCUUUAUUGUAAUAAAUAACUUUUCCUGGCAGUGGAGGGGGGCUGUGGUCUGGAGGAUUCAGACAACCCCUCAUGCAAAAAGCAACCUGAGAUUGAGAAGGGCUGGCAAAGCGAUGGACAUCCAGGUCAAUUAAGACCAGCAGAAGCACUUUUUCUGAUUUGAAUAUUGCCUCCAAAAUAGCUUGCUUUUUUUUCCCCUCAGGGGGGCUAAAGCCACAAUUAGUGGCAGACUGCUGGGCGAAGGGCCCUCCUGCCUCAGCCAGAGCCUGAAAGCCCACCCAGCCUGCAUUUGCUUCCCUGCCCUGCUUUGUGGCUGUGCGGCUUUUCUCACCUCCUUGUGAAGCUUUUCUCACUUUCUCAAACAACAAGAUAGAUGGGGUUUGGACCCAGCUCAGAGUAAAGACUCUUCAGAAAAGUGUCUUUCGAUAAAUUAGUGUGCAGGACAAUCAGUCACUUCCUCAGACACCCGCCCCCCCCCCAAACACGGGCCCUUCCGUGUGCCCAGCUCUCAAGGGGAGCUGGUGAUGAAACACAAUUUUCAAGGCAGAAGGGAUUAAGGAAUGACAUUUAAUUGGAUUAGGGACCCCUGAUAGAGGGAUUAGCUCUGCUGCAGGGGCUCCUCCAGCCUUCUCCACCACACCACCCCCAAUUUCUAAGCAUUUAGUAUAUUGGCCAGGUCGUAGACUGGGCAGACCCCACCCGUCUUCCCAAUGGGUGGGGAUCCAUCCUGCACAACCCAACAGGGCCCCCAGGGCCACCUCAAGGAGGUUUGGGGGUCAGGUCACACCCAGGCUGAGCUCUCGGUGUUAGAUGCCUGUAUGAAUGUGCUCGAAAGAAUCUGGGCUGAAUGCUGAAAUAAAAUCUGUCGAUUCACUCACA